AUACAACCAAUAUUCAUUCACAAUAUACAAUUUCUUCAUUUUCUUCUCCUACAUUCUUGCUCAAACUCUCUUUAGUAUAGAUUAUGGGUAUCAAUUAUCCAACAAUGGUGCUCUCGUUGAGAGGUUGAACACAAUCAAGUGAGAAAACCUCCCCAAAUAACCAAAAAUCAUUCCAAUCACAACAAAACCAGCCAUAAACUGUUCUGGAAAUUGCAAAAAAAAGAACGACGAGAUGAAUCUGCCACUUCAGACCGGAGAGGUCCCAGCUCUGACCGGAGAAUGGUCAUCGUCCAAGCCAUCGCCUACCGCCGCACCUGGCCUAGGAACAAACGCGGAGGUCGCCGUCAAGAUCUCACGUGCCCUGCUUCAGGACACGUCACUGCUCCGGAUCUGAUUCUCCAAGGAUGGUCUGUCAUCAAUGGCCGCCUGGGAUCACCUAGAAGAGAUGAACGAUCCCGCGUCCAGUUUCUCCACCUUCGCCACAGUGACAAUAGACGCUUGAAGUUUGCUUCUCCGCCCAUUCCUCCACCUCAGUCCCAGCGCCGCCCAGCUCCUGGCUGCUCCGCCGCGUCUCCGGUCGCCAUCGCAGAUCGAAGGUUGGAGCCAGGUCCAGGACUGGCAUCUUCAUGGUCACCUCGGUUGCUGGAGCUCGGCCUCAAACAUCUUCCAUUAAUGGCCACAACGAGCUCCCGGUGCAAAGCCUCCAGUCCAAAUCUCGCCGGAGGCAGGUCAACGUGGCACGAAACAGCUUCUGUUCCGGCGAGCCCUCUUCCACUCUCCGACGACGACGACCAAAGAUAUUACCAACAACGGUCCGAGCAGGCGACAUUUGAGCACGAGGACCGGCAGUGCUCGAUGAUGGAAGGGGUCGGAGGCCACUUCCUUCUGACCGACGGCCACCAUCUGCCUCUCUCGCCUCCAUUUCCGGCGGCAGAAAAGGUGGGGCGCAUCCUCAGACUGUCCUUGCCCUGCCGCGACCACAAUUUCCACCGGCAGGAAUUGACCCGCAUGUGCGGACUGCAUCUGGGUUGGUAGAAAGGCUCUUCAUCUGCCUUUUCCAAAAGAUUAGCUCCGCAGAAGUGCUUUGGUCUCAAGCUGACCACGUCGGCAAGAUUGAAGCAAAGAAAUGAAAGGCCAAUUUCCUUUCAAGCUUAAACCGAGGGCAGCGUAUUUUUUUUGACAGAAUAAUUGGGAUCUUUGGCUCUUGCAAGGAUGUGGGAAAUUUUGACCAAGUCAAAAUUGCAAAAAGGGAAUCCAAUCAAUUUCAAAAUUGAUAGCAGUGGGUUACACUACAUGUUAUCCAACUGAGCUUUUGAACGGGCCCAAUUUCAACAUCAGCCCAAUAUUUUAGCCCAAGCAGUCCAAUAUUUCAGCCCACUUCAAAAAGAUAAGUACUCUUUAAUUUUCAUAUUAUUUAUUUUUAUUUAAGUUAAUUUUUUGUCGGGCGAGCAUCACACUAUCACGCACUUAUGAUCAAAUACCUAGUAGAGUGUGGCUUGAGACCCAUCACUAGGAUUUAAAGCCCUGACUCCUUAGGCACAAAGCUCUGUCUCCUCAGGCACAAAGCCCCGACCAAGUCGGGCAUGAAGACAAAACCCCGACCAAGUCGGGUACGAAGACCGGUCUUAGUCAUUCCUCGAGUGGCGACCGUUGCUUACGAAUGGCUCACACAUCCAUUCUACUAAGUAUUUUAUCAUUACAUUAACAAUUCACAUCUCCACUUGUUUCAAGUGACGAACUCCCGAUCGGGAACAUAAAUCCCAAGAAAUUUUUUUUAUAUGUAUGAUAAAUGUGUAGGUACGAAGAUGACUUUACUCAUUUUCACCUCGUCUCCAGUCGCCUCAAAGAGUAGGGACUGGGGGACUGAGGGGUCAGAGUUUCUAGAUGAGCAGAAAAUAUCACGCAAGAGCAGGAACGAGAGCUGAGUCAGUUGAAGAGGAGCUGAGCUAGAUUGAUUAUGCCGGAGGGGAUUUACCUUCCUUGUUUCAUGUUGGGGGCGCUAGGUGUACUCUUUUUCCCUUUAUUAGGAUUUUUUCCCACUGGGUUUUUCCUAGUAAAGGUUUUUAACGAGGCACCUCCCCAUAAUGGACAAGGGUGGUGGUCCCCCGGCCGAAGAGGAAGAACAUUGCAGAUACAGUUUGGACUACUCCCUUUCGCCUCGAGUACUCUCGACUCAGGGAGUGGGGGACUCCUGAUGGAUUAUAUGGACUCCGACCCCCCCAGUAUGCCGACUACUAGGCCUGGACAGCGGCCCACACACGUUUAGCGGAUAUCAUUAAUAUUAUUGUACAUUAUUAUUAUUAUUAUUAUUAUUAUUAUUAUUAUUAUUAUUAUUAUUAUUAUUAUUCAGAUGUUCUAGAUUAACUUUUUAUACUAUCAGUCCAUUUGUGUAACCGGGUCUGUCAGGUCCAUAUUAGAGGCCCAGACCCGGAUUUUCCCUAUAUAUACUCCUUAUAGGAGGCUUGUAACUCAUACCACCAAUAUUCAUUCACAAUAUACAAUUUCUUCAUUUUCUUCUCCUACAUUCUUGCUCAAACUCUCUUUAGUAUAGAUUAUGGGUAUCAAUUAUCCAGCAGUAUUAAAGAGUGUAACAACUUUAUAUUGUGUUGGACACUUGGAGGGAGUAUCUUAUUUGAAUUUAGUAUUGUAUCUUUUGCCUUCACACAAUUUUAGGUUAGCUAAGAGAAGAAUAACAAAAAUUUUACUUUAUAGGUACUUGGAUCAAUUAGGAAUGACAUCAACCUUCAACCACAAGGUGUACUGCAGACAAGCUUUGAUUGGUGGAAACUAUGCUCUGCUGAACACAACAACUUUCAUCCCAAAUCCAGAUUACUAUGGUGCCCUCUUGUGGAAUCGCUUGAUGGGCAAGAAAGUAUUGGCUGUAUCCCACAAUAGCUCUCCUUAUCUCCGAGCUUACACUCAUUGUUCUAGACAUGGAAGCGGAGUAGCUAUACUAUUGAUAAAUUUGUCGAACUCCACAACCUUUGAGGUCUUCCCCAGAAAUGAUAUGAAUUUGUACCCUGGAAAUGACAUGAAUCCUGGGACUCCUCAAAGUCUUCAAAGUACUGACAAUAUGCCUGAGAGGGAAGAAUACCAUCUGACCCCAGAAGGAGGGAACAUCCAGACUGAUGCUGUUCUACUAAAUGGAACUCCAUUGAAGCUCACCAAAGACUAUGAUAUUCCCACUUUGAACCCAAAAUUGGUUGACUCUACCUUACCCAUCACUGUUCAACCUGAUUCCAUUGUCUUUGCCACCCUUAAAGGCUUUAAAGCCCCUGCUUGUGCUUAGAAAGUAUCAUUUCUGUUAUUUUGCUUAGCUUAGGUUUUAUUUGUUUCUCAGUAGCUUGAACCAUAAACCAUUAGCAUUUGUUUACAUUUUUCUAUUGCUUAAUUUUGUUAAUUAGUCAAUGGAAUGAAGAAACAUUUUAGUAUCA
This is a messenger RNA of Cuscuta epithymum, 3434 nucleotides long. The record is from the annotation of a GenBank genome assembly. NCBI's taxonomy places the organism in Eukaryota, Viridiplantae, Streptophyta, Magnoliopsida, Solanales, Convolvulaceae.